AUGACUCAAUCACAGCAAAUGACUAGGAAACGGCCAGUCAACAGAGCAAACUUCUCGUCGCCUCUGUACUCAGAAGCCACCAUACACCACGAUGUAGUCUAUUGCAGUGGGAAGAUUGGGCUCGACCCAGCAACUGGACAGCUAGUAGGAGAUGAUGUGGCUGAACAGACAAAAGCGGCGUUCAAUUUACUUGAAUCCGUUCUUCAUACCGCCGGCAGCAGCCUUGCGAGUAUCCUCAAGUGCAAUAUUUUUCUCUCUGAUGUUUCCGACUUCGCCGCUAUGAAUGCCGCAUACAUUGCCACUGUCCCCGACCCUAAACCGGCUCGAGUCUGUGUUAGCAAUGUAGUGCUAGGGCGCGGUGCCAAGGUUGAAAUCGACUGCAUAGCUGCCCUCGAACAAAUCAAGUAA
This is a messenger RNA of Clonostachys byssicola, 408 nucleotides long. NCBI's taxonomy places the organism in Eukaryota, Fungi, Ascomycota, Sordariomycetes, Hypocreales, Bionectriaceae. The record is from the annotation of a GenBank genome assembly.